Messenger RNA from Hippopotamus amphibius kiboko, 2327 nucleotides. RefSeq names its product hepatocyte growth factor (gene HGF). Gene Ontology annotation, molecular function: serine-type endopeptidase activity; signaling receptor binding. The record is from RefSeq and is a predicted model, not a curated record. The transcript has 18 exons. The coding region runs from base 103 to 2280 and encodes 725 amino acids. Lineage: Eukaryota; Metazoa; Chordata; Mammalia; Artiodactyla; Hippopotamidae. Gene Ontology annotation, biological process: proteolysis; hepatocyte growth factor receptor signaling pathway; negative regulation of apoptotic process.
AAAGCAGCUCAGAGCCGACGGGCUCUUUCAGGCACGGAGUCGGAACAGGAUUCUUUCACCCAGGCAUCUCCAGUGGGAUCCGCCAGCACAUCCAGCAGCACCAUGUGGGUGACCCAACUUCUGCCAGUCCUGCUGCUGCAGCACGUCCUCCUACACCUCCUCCUGCUUCCCAUUGCCAUCCCCUAUGCAGAAGGACAGAAGAAAAGAAGAAACACACUUCAUGAGUUCAAAAAGUCAACAAAGACUACUCUAAUUAAAGAAGACCCAUUACUGAAGAUAAAAACAAAAAAAAUGAACACUGCAGAUCAAUGUGCCAAUAGAUGUAUUAGGAAUAAAGGACUUCCAUUCACUUGCAAGGCCUUUGUUUUUGAUAAAGCAAGAAAACGAUGCCUCUGGUUCCCUUUCAAUAGCAUGUCAGGUGGAGUGAAAAAAGAGUUUGGCCAUGAAUUUGACCUCUAUGAAAACAAAGACUACAUUAGAAACUGCAUCAUUGGAAAAGGAGGUAGCUACAAGGGAACGGUAUCUAUCACUAAAAGUGGCAUCAAAUGCCAGCCAUGGAAUUCCAUGAUACCACACGAACACAGCUAUCGGGGUAAAGACCUACAGGAAAACUACUGUCGAAAUCCUCGAGGGGAAGAAGGGGGACCUUGGUGUUUCACAAGCAAUCCAGAGGUACGCUACGAAGUCUGUGACAUUCCUCAGUGUUCAGAAGUUGAAUGCAUGACCUGCAAUGGGGAGAGUUACCGAGGUCCCAUGGAUCAUACAGAAUCAGGCAAGAUUUGUCAGCGCUGGGAUCAUCAGACACCACACCGGCACAAAUUCUUGCCAGAAAGAUAUCCCGACAAGGGCUUUGAUGAUAAUUACUGCCGCAAUCCUGAUGGCAAGCCGAGGCCAUGGUGCUAUACUCUUGACCCUGACACCCCCUGGGAGUACUGUGCAAUUAAAAUGUGUGCUCACAGUACUAUGAAUGACACGGAUGUCCCUAUGGAAACAACUGAAUGCAUUCAAGGUCAAGGAGAAGGUUACCGAGGCACCAUCAAUACCAUUUGGAAUGGAAUUCCCUGUCAGCGUUGGGAUUCCCAAUAUCCUCACCAACAUGAUAUAACGCCUGAAAAUUUCAAGUGCAAGGACCUAAGAGAAAAUUAUUGCCGAAAUCCAGAUGGGGCUGAGUCACCGUGGUGUUUUACCACUGAUCCAAACAUCCGAGUUGGCUACUGCUCCCAAAUUCCUAAAUGUGACGUGUCAAGUGGACAAGAUUGUUACCGUGGGAAUGGCAAAAAUUAUAUGGGCAAUUUAUCCAAAACACGAUCUGGACUAACAUGUUCGAUGUGGGACAAGAACAUGGAAGAUUUACAUCGGCAUAUCUUCUGGGAACCAGAUGCUAGUAAGCUGAAUAAAAAUUACUGCCGGAAUCCUGAUGAUGAUGCCCAUGGUCCCUGGUGUUACACGGGGAAUCCUCUCAUUCCUUGGGAUUAUUGCCCUAUUUCUCGUUGUGAAGGUGAUACCACACCUACAAUAGUCAAUUUAGACCAUCCUGUAAUAUCUUGCGCCAAAACAAAACAAUUGCGAGUUGUAAAUGGAAUUCCAACACGAACAAAUGUAGGAUGGAUGGUUAGUUUGAAAUACAGAAAUAAACAUAUCUGCGGAGGAUCAUUGAUAAAGGAAAGUUGGAUUCUUACUGCAAGACAGUGUUUCCCUUCUCGAAACAAAGACUUGAAAGAUUACGAAGCUUGGCUUGGAAUUCAUGAUGUCCAUGGAAGAGGAGAUGAAAAACGCAAACAGGUUCUAAAUGUUACCCAACUGGUAUAUGGGCCAGAAGGAUCAGAUCUGGUAUUACUGAAGCUUGCUAGGCCUGCUGUUCUGGAUGAUUUUGUUAGUACAAUUGAUUUACCUAAUUAUGGGUGCACAAUUCCUGAAAAAACCACUUGCAGUGUUUACGGCUGGGGCUACACUGGAUUGAUCAAUUCGGACGGUCUACUACGAGUGGCACAUCUCUAUAUUAUGGGGAAUGAGAAAUGCAGCCAAUAUCAUCAAGGAAAGGUGACUCUGAAUGAGUCUGAAAUAUGUGCUGGGGCUGAAAAUAUUGUAUCAGGACCAUGCGAGGGAGAUUAUGGUGGACCACUUGUGUGUGAACAACAUAAAAUGAGAAUGGUUCUUGGUGUCAUUGUUCCUGGUCGUGGAUGUGCCAUUCCAAAUCGUCCUGGUAUUUUUGUCCGAGUGGCAUAUUAUGCAAAAUGGAUACACAAAAUUAUAUUAACGUAUAAGGUACCACAGUCGUAGCUGAUGUAACUGUGUCUGAAGCUUCCAAUAAUACAACGCUCUUUUAC